AUGAAGUGGACACCAAUUUUGAUUGACUGGGAAACCAGUGAUAGAAGUCAAUUGGAUUACACUCAAGACACCUUCCAGUCAGUAACCGCAUCAGCAAACACAGAAGGUGUUUUUGCCGGAGAAGCCGGCCCUGGCACGAGUGCCGAAAUAGAUUCGGUAGAGAGGUUAGUGAUUUUCGGCAAAUUGAUCUCUUCAGCUCAUAAAGAGUGCGUGGAGAUAGAAACUGACCUUAAACUAGUCCCAGAAUACUCCAACUUUGAGCACUAUUUAGCAUAUAAAUACAAAGCUUCCACUUCUGGUAAUCACUGCUAUUGCCCUCGCUGUCUCGGGUAUUUGGAAAUGGCCCACUUUAACGUUGUCAAGACUCGGAAUAUAUUGUAUCGCAAGCUUGUUACUUUAGCCAAGAACAAUUUGAAGUAUCGCGAGAGAUAUUCAACACUGUACCACCAACUCACAGGCUUCAGUGUCAAAUUUUCGGAUAUGACUUUUGAUUUACCAAUCAUUGAUAAUUCUUGCUACGAUUACCAGCGUCCUAGCCCUCUGGUAAUGGGAAUCUGCCACUUCCGUCGUUGUUAUGAAAACCUGGAAGCUUGCCAUGUCAAAAUUGUUGAGGCUAAAGAUACUUUACGUCAACAAAUCAAUACCAUGACUGUCAUGAAUGAAGACUUACUUGAUAAAUGCGAUCGGCUGUUUGCGAUUAUGCAAGAGAAGCUUUCGGCCAAUUCAGAAGCAUUCGAUAAACAGUACAAAUACGAUCCUGAGGAGUCUUGCCCCUGUCAUCACAACUGCAGCGACUGCAAAGAGAUGAUAGAAGGACAAAUCGAGGUGCUCAGCCGAGAAAGAUCCGAAUACAAUAUUGAGUGCAGAAACACGAUGAAAGAAUACACAGAGCUCGAUGAAAAAUACAAGGCUCUAAUUCUUCGGGCUACGAACUCUUCAAGAUUCGAAAUCUCUCGUGGUACGAACGAUGAUGUUUACGAGCAGUAUGAUGAUUACGUUCAUCUCAGAGUUGAACCAGAUGAAUAUCUCGCGGAGGAAUACGGAGACUUCCUUCCUCACUCAGACGAAAAUUCGAAUACACCUCGCGAUCGUUGUGGUUCGUGUUCUUACUGUGCUCUCGAGCUGAAACUCAUCAAUUCUGCCAAAGUCAUCCCCAUUUUUCGUGCAUUAUUCGACUUCGAUCAGGAAUACAGCGAUUUACUCGAGGAGUAUUCAAAUUUCCGGAAUAGACUCAUAGGAGAUUGGUAG
Messenger RNA from Botrytis byssoidea, 1248 nucleotides. RefSeq lists its product as uncharacterized. Bases 1 to 1248 code for a protein of 415 amino acids. The record is from RefSeq and is a predicted model, not a curated record. The transcript has a single exon. Lineage: Eukaryota; Fungi; Ascomycota; Leotiomycetes; Helotiales; Sclerotiniaceae.